CUGGGAGGAGUGGCAGCUCCUGGACCCCAAUCAAAGGAAACUGUACCAGGACGUGAUGUUGGAGAACUACAGCCACCUGGUGUCAGUGGGGUAUGGAGUCAGGAAACCAGAUACACUCUCCAAGUUGGAACGAGGGGAAGAACCAUGUACAGUACAGGAUGAGCUUCAUGGUCUGGCCUCUCCAGGACAUCACACCAUUAAACAGCAUGGAGUUGUUACUGGGACCCCUGACAUUUCAUGAUGUGGCUGUGGCCUUCACCUGGGAGGAAUGGCAGCUCCUGGACCCGGAUCAGAAGGAUCUGUACAGGGACGUGAUGUUGGAGAACUACAGCCACCUGGUGUCAGUGGGUUAUGAAGCCAGCAAACCAGACACACUCUCCAGAUUGGAUCACAGAGAAGCACCAUGGACCACGGCGGGUGAAAUCCACUGUCGGAACGGUUCAGAACUCUGGAAACUUGAUGACCAUGUGCUGGAACACUUACAGAAUGAGAGCUUAGAACAAUGGUACAAAUUUAACACAUUUGAAAAUACUGUCCAUCAGAACACAACCCAAUCUCUGUUACCACAGAACCAUAUAUCUGGCUCACAUGGAAAAAGCAUGAAAUCAAAUUUAUCUUUAUUUCACGAGAGUAGAAGUUAUGAAAUCAAGAUGCCCACUGAGAUUUCUGAAGAUGGAAAAUCCUUUCUCCAUGCUAACAGUGAGCAAUUUCAGGCUGAAAUGAAAUUUCACAAAAGCCAAAAACUCAUCAGCACUAAGUCCCAACUCAUCAAACAUCAGAAACCUCAGAAAAGAGAGAGGGCUCACGUAUGCAGUGAAUGUGGGAAAGCCUUCGUGAAGAAAUCUUGGCUCACUGAUCAUCAGAUUAUUCAUACAGGUGAAAAGCCACAUCAAUGUAGUGUGUGUGGGAAAGCCUUUUCCAGAAAGUUCAUGCUUACUGAACACCAGAGAACGCACACAGGAGAGAAACCUUAUAAAUGCUCUGAAUGUGGCAAAGCAUUUCUCAAAAAAUCACGGCUCAGUAUACACCAGAAAACACACACAGGAGAGAAACCCUUCAUAUGCAGUGACUGUGGGAAAGGCUUUAUCCAGAAGGGCAAUCUCAUUGUACAUCGGCGAAUUCACACAGGGGAGAAACCUUAUAUAUGCAGCGAAUGUGGAAAAGGCUUCAUUCAGAAGACAUGCCUCAUAGCACAUCAGCGAUUUCACACAGGAAAGACGCCCUUUGUGUGCAGUGAAUGUGGAAAAUCAUGUUCCCAGAAGUCCGGUCUCAUUAAACAUCAAAGAAUUCACACAGGAGAGAAACCCUUUGAAUGCAGCGACUGUGGGAAAGCCUUCACCACAAAGCAGAAGCUCAUUGUCCAUCAAAGAACUCAUACAGGCGAGAGACCCUAUACUUGCAACGAGUGUGGGAAAGCUUUUGCCUACAUGUCUUGCCUUGUGAAACAUAAAAGAAUACACACAAGAGAAAAACAUGGUGGUUCAGUCAAGAUGGAAAAUUCUCUCACAGAGAGUCCCAGCUCAUCACAGACCAGUGUGGUCCUGCAGGAGAAAAACCGUGUUAAUACGGUGACUAUGCAGGUGCCUUCUGUGGCCCCUCAGACAGCACUAAACAUCGGUGGGCUCCUAGCGAACAGGAAUGUGGUCAUAGUGGGCCACCCUAUGGCCAGAUGUGCACCCUGGAGGAUUUGCACAGGACAGAAACCUUAUGAAUGCAGUGAGUGUGGUCUCACCUUCAGUGAUCAAUUACGUGUUAUUUUAUGUCACAGGAAACCAAUAGGAGACAUUCUAUAUGCAAAAAUUUGGCCGCGAGCCCCGCUCUGCCUUCUGUACGGCACUUAUAUGUCCCAACAUGGCGGCCCCCACGGCGCUACCGCCCGAUGGGCGCGGACAUAUUGCCGCCAAAUACCGGAAAUCGUCGUCGGGAGUUUCUUCAGCCGCCUGUCCUACUCGGCCACCCUAGAGGGAGCAAUACCCGUGCAGAAGUUUAAGCUGUUCGCGGAAAUACCACGUUUGCGCUCUCCUGGUGGGUGUGGGGGCAGCUCAGGAGUAUCAGCAUUUCCAGGGACACACCAGACUGAAGAGAGAUUUCAUAACAGAAAUUUAGAGCUGACCCAGAGCACACAAGACAGAGCCUCCAUGUUGUCACCUCUUCUCAGGGAACAGAAGAAAAUGCUCCAGGCUCAGGACAUCACACCAUUGAAAAGCAUGGAGUUGUUACUGGGACCCCUGACAUUUCAUGAUGUGGCUGUGGACUUCACCUGGGAGGAGUGGCAGCUCCUGGAUCCGGAUCAGAAGGAUCUGUACAGGGACGUGAUGUUGGAGAACUACAGCCACCUGGUGUCAGUGGGUUAUGAAGCUAGCAAACCAGACACACUCUCCAGAUUGGAUCACAGAGAAGCACCAUGGACCACGGCGGGUGAAAUCCAUUGUCGAAGCGGUUCAGAUAUCUGGAAACUUGAUGGCCAUAUGUGGGAGCAUGUACGAGAUGAAAGCAUGGAGAAUAGGCUAGAACAAUGGCACAAAAAUAACGUAUUUGAAAAUUGUGUUCAUUGGAGUAAAACUCAUUUUCCGUUACGGCAAAGUCAUGAUAUGCUUGACUCACUUGAAGAAAGUAUGAAAUCAGAUUUAUCUUUACUUAGCCAGAGUAGAGACUAUGAAGUCAAAAAGCCGGGUGAACUUCCUGGAGAUGGGCAAUCUUCCUUUCAUGUUAAGAGUAAACAAUUUCAGACUGAAACUAAAUUCCUGGAAAGCCAAAAAUUCAUCAACACUAAGUCCCAACUCAUUAAGCAUCAAAAACCUCAAAAAAUAAGGAAACGACAUGUAUGCAGUGAAUGUGGGAAAGCCUUCAUGAAGAAGUGUUUGCUUAGUGAUCACCAGAAUCUUCAUACAGGAGAGAAGCCUCAUCGUUGUAGUCUGUGUGGGAAAGCCUUCUCCAGAAAGGUCACACUGAAUGAACACCGGAGAUCGCAUACAGGAGAGAAACCUCAUGAAUGCACAGAGUGUGGCAAAGCCUUUCUUAAGAAGUCACGGCUCAAUAUACAUUACAAAAUACAUACAGGGGAGAAACCCUUUGCAUGCAGUGACUGUGGGAAACGCUUUAUCCAGAAGGGCAAUCUCAUGGUACAUUUACGGACUCAUACAGGCGAGAAACCUUAUAUAUGCAAAGAAUGUGGAAAAGGCUUCAGCCAAAAGACAUCUCUCACUACACAUCAGAGAUUUCACACAGGAAGGACACCCUUUGUGUGCAGUGAAUGUGGAAAAUCCUGUUCCCAGAAGACUGGUCUCAUUAAACAUGAAAGAAUUCACACAGGAGAAAAACCUUUUGAAUGCAGUGACUGUGGGAAAGCCUUUAUUGGGAAGCCACAGCUCGUUGUACAUCAGAGAAUUCAUACAGGGGAAAGACCAUAUGGUUGUAAUGAAUGUGGGAAAGCCUUCAGAGCAAAGUCAGUCCUCAAUGAACAUCAGAAAAUUCACUCAGUCAAGGUGUUACAUCCUCUUGCGGAGAAUCCCAGCUCAUCCCAGACCAGUGUGGUCCUGCAGGAGAAAAACUUUGCUAAUACGGUGGCUAUGCAGGUGCCUUCUCUGGUCCCUCAGGCAACAUUAAACAUCAGUGGGCUCUUAGCAAACAGGAAUGUAGUUGUAAUGGGUCAGCCUAUGGCCAGAUGUGUGCCCUCGGGAGGAUUUGCCCAGGACAGAAACCUUAUGAAUGCAGUUAGUGUGGUCUCACCUUCAGUGAUCAAUUAUGUCUUAUUUUAUGUCACAGGAAACCAAUAGGAAAAAAGUCAAGAGAUAUUCUAUGUGCAAAUGUUUGAUCAAAACCUGUGUAGCUCAGCUCUGACCAGGUAGUUCAGUUGGUUAGAGUAUCAUCCUAAUACACCAGGGUUGUGGGUUGAAUCCCCAGUCAGGG
Messenger RNA from Miniopterus natalensis, 3909 nucleotides. Lineage: Eukaryota; Metazoa; Chordata; Mammalia; Chiroptera; Miniopteridae. The record is from RefSeq and is a predicted model, not a curated record.